Molecule: messenger RNA, 2915 nt
Organism: Arachis ipaensis
Lineage: Eukaryota; Viridiplantae; Streptophyta; Magnoliopsida; Fabales; Fabaceae
Biological process (GO): translational initiation
Cellular component (GO): cytoplasm
Molecular function (GO): GTP binding; GTPase activity; translation initiation factor activity
Source: RefSeq, a predicted model, not a curated record
AAAAAAAGAAAUCUUGGUCGUGGCUUUGGCGGUGGUAGUAGCCUCUUUGCUCGACGUACUCUUCCUUUAGCCGUUCCUCGCUCUGCCAUACACCCACCGCCCACCACCACCAUAAUCAUCAACAACCGCCUUAAAACGCAAUCCUCUCUUCUUCACGCGCACACACAGAUCUAUUAUACUUAUGAAUGGCGUGGCUGGAGCUUGGAAAGAAGAGAAUUUAUAUGAAUAUUUCUAGAGCUUUGAAUACAUCUUCAUUUAGGCGUGUGGCAGGGUCAAGCAGUGGACCUAUUUAUACUGCACAAUCUGUUUAUGCAUCAGCAAGAUGCAUGCCAGACCUCAUCAGCCACACAUCUGUGGGAGUGGCUAGUUUUUUCAGUGGGACUAAAGGUGAUAUACGGUGCUUCCAUGCUAGUCCGGAAGUUUGGGCAAGAAGAGGUGAUGAGGCAUUUGGGUUGAAGGCCCCAAAGAAGGAGAAGUAUGUAAGAAAGGAAGGUAGGAACCAGCCACCUGUUGAAGCUCGAUAUGUCCCUCGUAAUGUCAAAGCACCCAAAUCUAAUCCUGAUAAAACAGUAGAAGUAUUUGAAGGCAUGACCCUUGUUGAACUGGCAAAGCGUACUGGAAAAUCAGUAUCUUCUUUGCAGGAUAUCCUCACAAAUGUUGGUGAAAAGGUUGAAUCAGAGUUUGAACCUCUCAGCAUGGAUACUGCAGAGCUUGCUGCAAUGGAAGUUGGAGUCAACGUUAAGAGGUUACAUUCAGUUGAGGGUACUGAAAUUGUACCACGCCCUCCAGUUGUAACAGUGAUGGGCCAUGUUGAUCAUGGUAAAACUUCUCUUCUCGAUGCCUUGCGACAAACAUCAGUGGCAGCCAGAGAGGCUGGUGGCAUAACUCAACAUCUUGGUGCUUUUGUGGUGGUCAUGCCAUCUGGGGCAUCAAUCACAUUCCUUGACACCCCUGGUCAUGCUGCAUUUAGUGCAAUGCGAGCAAGAGGUGCAGCAGUCACAGAUAUAGUAGUGCUAGUUGUUGCUGCAGAUGAUGGAGUGAUGCCUCAAACACUCGAAGCCAUGUCCCAUGCAAAAGCAGCUAAUGUACCAAUUGUUGUUGCAAUUAAUAAAUGUGAUAAACCAGGUGCAAAUCCUGAGAAAGUAAAACUGCAGCUUGCUUCAGAGGGCUUGAUGUUGGAGGAAAUGGGUGGUGACAUUCAGGUCAUUGAAGUUUCAGCACUUCAAAAAACCGGACUGGAUAACCUAGAGGAAGCUUUACUCCUUCAAGCCGAAAUGAUGGAUCUGAAGGCACGAAUUGAUGGGCCUGCUCAAGCUUAUGUGGUAGAAGCAAGGCUUGACAAAGGACGCGGUCCAUUGAUAACUACCAUAGUUAAAGCAGGGACCUUAACUUGUGGUCAGUAUGUGGUUGUAGGCUCAGAGUGGGGAAGAAUAAGAGCUAUUAAAGACAUGGUGGGAAGGUUAACUCAACGAGCAACACCUGCAAUGCCUGUUGAAAUUGAAGGGCUUCGAGGGUUGCCAAUGGCUGGUGAUGAUGUUAUUGUUGUUCAUUCUGAGGAGCGAGCCAGAAUGCUUAGUUCUGGUAGGACAAGGAAAUUUGAGGAGGAUAGACUUAGGAGGAAGUUGAAUGAGGGCAUCCCAUCUACAUUGGAGUCAUCAGAGGAGGUUCCGCAGAGGGUUGAGAUGCCAAUAAUAGUAAAGGCAGAUGUUCAGGGAACUGUUCAAGCUGUCACAGAUGCAUUGAGAACUUUAAAUAGUUCUCAGGUUCUGGUGAAUGUUGUUCAUGUUGGUGUUGGGCCCAUCUCUCAAUCUGACGUGGACUUAGCACAAGCUUGUGGUGCGUGCAUAGUCGGAUUCAAUAUCAAGAAUCCACCCACUGCUCUUAGUCAGGCAGCAACUCGUGCCAGUAUCAAGUUGAUUCUGCACCGUGUUAUUUACCAUCUUUUGGAGGACAUAGGAAAUUUGAUAAUAGAGAAGGCCCCUGGUACUUUUGAGACCCAGGUGGCUGGGCAGGCAGAGGUGCUGAACAUCUUUGAAGUGAAAGGGAGCAAGUCAAAGGGACCUGAUGUUAAGAUAGCCGGUUGUCGGGUUGUAGAAGGUUUUGUGGUGAGGACAGGAACCAUGAGGCUCCUGAGAAGCGGGGAAGUCGUGUUCGAAGGAAAUUGUGCAUCUCUUAAGCGGGAGAAGCAGGAUGUGGAUACUGUGAAGAAGGGUAAUGAGUGUGGAUUAGUUAUCAGUGAUUGGUACGAUUUCCAGAUUGGAGAUGUUAUUCAGUGCUUGGAACAGGUCGUCAGGAAGCCCAAGUUCAUUAAGUCAGAGAGUGGUGCUGUUCGAAUUCAGUGCUGACACAGUCUUGUGCUCAAUUUUACACACCAAGCCACCAAUAAACACUUACAUUAAGGUAAUUAAUUAUCGUUGCACAUAGAGAAGAAAGACAAGGGUGAUUAACUGUAGAGGUAUAGUGUAAUAGGUUUUUGACACCAAAAUUCCUAUUAGGAACGAAAUGUGUUAUACGGUACCAUUCCACAAACCCUAAAAAAAAAAACUUAAGGGUUUAUCUAUAUCUUGUGUUCUUAAGUGGACAUGAUAAGAUUAUAAAUUGAGAAAGUUUUUAUUUAUUAGAAAUACAAAAAAUUUAAGUUUUUAAUACAUUUGUUUUGCAUUUAUUAAAUGAGAAAAAAAUUAAAAUCUUUCAAUAAUGAUAAGCUUAUCAUGCGGUCUUAGAGCACAUAUUAGUUAAAUUCAAAACUUAAAUAGUAUUUUCAGUGCAGAUUACAAAAGAUAUCAAUCUAAUGGUGGGGAGUCCAGAUAUAAUGAAUUAUAAUUUUGUAAUCUUUUUUUCUUUUUGGCAAACUAAGUUCUUGUAAUUUGACUUGAAUUAAAUGCCUAAGUACUUCAACUGAGGUUGUACUUUCA